AUGUCUUUCUCCCAUCACCAAUCACCAUCGCAACCCUUCCCACGGCAGACGUCGGAGGCCAUAAAAACAUCGGAUACUCCGACCCAGGACCUUGCCUCGUGGGUCAGCCAGGUGCGUCAACGCAACUCGUCAUCCGCCGCCUCAUCUAGUCUUGCACAGACAAGCUCGCAGUCCCACGACGCGACGGAAUCUUCAGCUUCGGAGCUCGAGCUCGAGUUCCAGAGACAACGGCUCGAACGGCAGCAACGGAGAGACCGCCUGUCGGUUUCAGGCAUCCGUGGCAUCUCGUCUUCCAACCCGAACUCGCCUCUCGCCACGCCUUCGCUCGAAAGCCCACCGUCGGCAGCAGCAGGCUACAGCGCAUCCACCAUGGCGCCUCCUGACGCUUCUGUGCAGUCGCCAUUGCUCGGAUCGUCGCCGACAAAGGCAUCAGGUGUGACGGGAAUCAAGAGGGCCAACUCGCUGCUCGCUCGCUACGGUGGACAAUACGGUCCCACGGGUGUAGCUGCUGGGCCCAACGGUCCGAGCGACUCUCCCGUCUCGCUUGCCAACUUCAUGGGAGGCAGAGCUGCAGGUCCACGUCUGGGCAAGCUCUCCGGAGAUGGCAAAAGCGCACCUCCUGAGGCGGAUCUCAUUCACGAAAGUCGACGUGUCCCUCUACCUGGAAUGGCACCCAAUUCGGGACGCUCGCUGGCCAGCUUCCUCGAAGAGCGAGCCGAUGCUACCGGCCAAUGUCGGACGACAGGUAGCUCCCCUGCUUCGCCCGUAAAGGACAGCGUGCUGGCAACCUCUCCGAGCAAGUCAAGCAGCCCAGCCAAGUACUCAUUCACUUCUGCUGAAAUGGGACGACCAUCCAACAAUGUCGGUUCGACGGGCACCUUUACAAAACCAGCACCUCCGUCGCCCAAGAAGGCAUAUUUGAACCUCAUCGAAAAGCAAAGUGCCACCCCCGCCCCGACGAGCAGCGCGCCUUCCUCGCCCGCUAUCCCUCGAGCUUCAAGCCCCUCCAAAUUCAACAGGUUCGCUGCUGGAGCCGAAAGCACCACGACCUCUCCUUUGCUCGGUAGACCCGCUUCUCCCGCCAAAAGCACGUCCGCGGCUUCUUCUCUGCCCACCGACACUGCCAGCAGCUUGGUAUCUCGACCGCUGCCCAUCCCUAAUGCCCAGUCCAAGUCCUACUCGUCCUCCCACUCACCAGAGCGCAAAGAUGCUGCCACCAGCCCUUUCAAGCCAGAAGACAUUCAAGUUACACCUGCCGUUGCAGCCUUCCAGGGUCAGUCAAAGCCCGAGAUCGGUCUGGGCAAAGGGUGGAGCCGAUCAGCUGAGCCAGCGGACGCUCCAGCUUCGCAAGCUUCGAGCCGAGCGACGAGCCUUGCAACUAGCGAGCUAACAGGUGCUGAUCGCAUGCCGACUGCAUCCUUGUCCCGACUCAGCGCCAAAAAGAUGGUCGGCCAGCGUAUCAAAGAAGCUCAGAUGCGUGAUGUCAGCGCUCAAAAGGAGGCCGAUUCGAUGCCAGUCGGCUCCGCUGGACGCAGCGUCCCUUCCAGUCCCGCCGUGCGCGAUCGUUGGCCACCCGCUAUCCAGACUAAUGCCUCUCCUGUACGUUCAGGCUCCGACGAACGCAAGGGCGGCGCUCCCUGGUCGCCAACCAAGUACGGUAAUGCGCUUCCCGGUCUCGCCGGCCGUUCGCCCACAAAAGAGACGGGCUCGAUCCCCUGGCAGAGUUCGUCGCCAAAGAAAGCUGAGAUCGUCGCCGAACCACGAGCAGAACCAAUUCGAUUGCCUGGCAUGGGAAGCAGUGUCAGCCCCUUCGCUCGCUUUGCGGAGAACAGGUCGCGCACAGAGGAGGCCAUCGUCGUCUCCGACUCUGCUGUCAACGCCAGCCCAACGUCCAACACGGAACAGGUUCUGACUUCUCUCACCAAAGCAAGGGCCAAAGGCCCUGUCCGAAAGGCUGCAACUGCCGAUGCCAGGCUCGCCCCUUCGUCAGCCAGCAGCUCCGCUCAAACUGCUCCUGCAUCGAUGACUCCCCCUGCGCACCAAACCGAAGAUAAGUCGUCGAGCGCCGCGCCAUCCAAGCCUCCUCGCCGGACCACGGGCAAACGAAUUCACGUCCUCGUCUCGGGAUCCGGCUCCAACCUGCAAUCAUUGAUCGAUGCUACCCUCCUCGACCCUCCUGCUGGCAUCCCGGUCAUCGACAACGCGCAGAUCACGUUCGUCUUGUCAAACCGCAAAGCGGCUUACGGCCUCACUCGCGCGGCCGAGUCGAACCCGCCAAUCCCCACCAAGGUGCUUGCGCUCAAGACGUGGCAGAACCGGAACCCAGGGGGAACGCGGGAGGAGUACGACAGAGUGCUUGCUCGCGCUGUGCUCGAUGGCCCUCAUCCGGAAGGAACCGGCACCCCGCCCGACCUCAUCGUUCUGGCAGGGUUCAUGCACAUUGUCUCGGAGCCAUUCCUCCACGCUUUGGGUCACAAGACGAGUCUGCCUGCCAACGCGCCAACGAUUGGAACACGACCGUCCAAGGCGGUGCCCAUCAUCAAUCUCCACCCUGCGCUUCCCAAGGCCUUCGAUGGUGCCAACGCGAUUCCGCGCGCUUUUGAGGCGUUCAAGCAAGGUUUGACGGACAAGACGGGAUGCAUGGUUCACGAGGUGGUUGCCGACGUCGACCGCGGUCGCCCUAUCAUCGUACGCGAGGUGCCUAUCCUUCCCAGCUAUGACCUGGAACAACUCGAGCAAGCUAUCCACAAGGUGGAGCACGUCAUCAUUGUGCAGGCUGCUGACCUCGUUCUCAAGGGCCAUUUAGACAAGCUUGAUCGACAAGAGGCUGAGAGCCAGAAGACCAAGAACUCCACGCCUACACAGGCGAUCAAAGCUUCCUAG
Molecule: messenger RNA, 2883 nt
Organism: Sporisorium graminicola
Lineage: Eukaryota; Fungi; Basidiomycota; Ustilaginomycetes; Ustilaginales; Ustilaginaceae
Exons: 2
Coding region: 1-2883 (960 amino acids)
Biological process (GO): 'de novo' IMP biosynthetic process
Cellular component (GO): cytoplasm
Molecular function (GO): phosphoribosylglycinamide formyltransferase activity
Source: RefSeq, a predicted model, not a curated record